ACAAAUAUCUUCCAGAACUAUGCAAUGGAGGUUCUCAUCUCAAGCUGUUCUCGGUGUAGAACUUGUGAUUGUCUUGUCCAUGAUGAGGAGAUCAUGGCUGGAUGGACAGCAGACGACUCCAAUCUCAAUACCACCUGCCCAUUCUGCGGCAACCUUUUCUUACCCUUUCUGAAUGUGGAGAUAAGAGAUUUGAGACGACCUGGAAGGUACUUUUUGAAGUCAACUCCAUCCACAGAAACUAUGCACUUUUCGUCCUCUUUUUCAAGUCAGACAAGGCAGUCUUGCAUUUCAACAUCAGCCUCUGGUCUUGACACAUCUGCUAUCCCUAUUCAAGGGAAUUUUAAUCUAAGUAGCAAAUGUAAACUGCAGGAAAAUUCCUGUGCCCGAAGUAUUCAGAUCCCUGCCAACAGAUCAAAGACAGCCAUGUCAAAAUGUCCCCUAUUCCCAGUGGCCAGGAGCAUUGGUACUUAUGGGCCCUUGGAUAAGGAAGACACUGGAGGACAGAGAAUCCUUCCUACAGGCAGCCUACCAGCUACUUUACAUGGAGCAACAGACUCUUUAGGAUUAGAAUGGCACUUUCCAAGUCCAGAUCCAGUCACUGUCCCAUAUCUUAGUCCAUUAGUGGUAUGGAAGGAGCUUGAAAGCUUGUUGGAAAAUGAAGGUGAUCAUGCAAUAACAGUGGCCGACUUUGUGGACCAUCAUCCAAUUGUUUUCUGGAACUUAGUGUGGUAUUUUAGGCGUCUUGACUUGCCAAGUAACUUACCUGGAUUGAUUCUUUCUUCUGAGCAUUGUAACAAGUAUUCAAAGAUUCCUCGCCACUGUAUGUCUGAAGAUAGUAAAUACGUUUUAAUACAAAUGUUAUGGGAUAAUAUGAAAUUACAUCAGGACCCAGGGCAGCCCUUAUACAUCCUCUGGAAUGCCCACAGUCAAAAUCGUACUCUUUUGUUUGAGACCCAAAAGUAUCCAAUGGUCCAUUUACUGCAAAAAAGUGAUACCUCAUUUAACCAGGAACUAUUGAAAAGUAUGGUAAAAAGUAUUAAGAUGAAUGAUGUCUAUGGACCCAUGAGUCAGAUUCUAGAGACACUGAAUAAGUGUCCACAUUUUAAAAGACAGAGGAGUUUAUACAGAGAAAUACUGUUUCUCUCACUUGUGGCACUGGGAAGAGAAAAUAUUGAUAUAGAUGCUGAAAAUUCAGCUAGUUCUAAAUGCCGAUGGACCCAAUGUCCCCUUCAAGAUGCAUUGACCAAAGAGUACAAGAUGGCAUAUGAUCGUCUCAAACCUAGUCAAGUCAAGAGUACACCACAACUGCGAUAG
Messenger RNA from Castor canadensis (American beaver), 1314 nucleotides. Lineage: Eukaryota; Metazoa; Chordata; Mammalia; Rodentia; Castoridae. The record is from RefSeq and is a predicted model, not a curated record.